UAGUGAGGGUCUAGAUGGAGUUGUUUAACUUUUAUCUACAAUGCUGUCGAAUGAUUUUAUUUUGUACCAGUAAAAUGGUACAAAAUGGCUCCGACCCUGCUGCAGAAGCUGUUUAAUAAAAGGGCAAAUGCGGCGUCGCCUUCGAAAAGUUCCAAGGAGGGUCCCGGGUUUAGCUGGACGCCUGUGGAGUUUGACGUUAACCAGAUUCGACUGAUUGUUUACCAGGAUUGCGAAAGGAGAGGCAGACAUGUCCUGUUUGACUCAAAAGCAGUGCGUAAAGUUGAAGGUGCCUCUGUGCAGAAAAGUUCAGAUGGUUUGUCCAAAUUGCAAGGAAAAUGCUGCCAUGCAGGUAGCGGUGGUACCUGCACACAAAAUUCCUCCUCUACCUGUACUUUCAAAGAGCAACUGCCUAGGUAUCAGUAUUCUCGUCCUGCUUCUGAUGUCAACAUGCUUGGGGAAAUGAUGUUCGGCUCUGUUGCCAUGAGUUACAAAGGAUCUACAUUGAAAAUACAUCACAUACGUUCCCCCCCUCAGCUGAUGAUCAGUAAGGUUUUCUCUGUCAGAAUGGGCAGUGCUGGUGGAAGCUCAAAUAUGCUGCAAGAUAGUUUUGAAUACAUCACCCAAGAAGCCAUCGCUGGAAAGCCCUGUCUUAGUCAGAAUGGUAGCAGUAACUCUCGUGCUGGCAGUAACCUGGCUCAUAGUACGCCUGUAGAUAUGCCAAGCCGAGGUCAAAAUGAAGAUGGAGAUAGUGGAAUAGCGCGGUCAGCAUCCCUAAGCAGUCUGUUAAUUACACCAUUCCCUUCUCCAAAUUCCUCCUCCUCCAGUAGCUGUGCCAGCAGUUUCCAACGGCGCUGGCUACGCAAUCAGACUACCAGUCUUGAAAAUGGCAUUUUUCCCAGGUGGUCAGCUGAGGAGACAUUCAGUAUGGCAGAUGACAGCUAUACUUCAAACCCUCAGAUGAUCCGGAGGAAGAAGAUUGCCAUCAGUGUUGUUUUCUCUUUGCCAGAGAAGGAAGAGGGGAACAAGACUUUCCAGGAGUUCUUUUUUUCACAUUUCCCUCUCUUUGAGACGCACCUGAACAAACUAAAGAGUGCAAUUGAGAAGGCAAUGAUUUCCUGCAGAAAGAUUGCAGAAUCUAGUCAGAGAGUACAGGUUUACAUCAGCCAGGUAAUGGAGGGCCUGGGAGAAUUCAGGACCACUAUAUGCAAUCUUUACACAGUCCCGAGGAUCAUAGAACCUGUGUGGCUUACCAUGAUGUUUAACACAUCAGAGAAGAAUCGGUUAUGCUAUCACUUUGUCAGAGAUUUCACCUUGCUGAUAGAGCAUAUGUCAAAGAAUCAAUUCCUUUCAGCUUUGCUGACAGCUGUGCUCACAUAUCACCUUGCCUGGGUUCCCACUGUUAUGCCGAAUGAUCAUCCACCGAUAAAAGCCUUUUUUGAGAAGCAUGCAUCACAGAAUGUGGACUUGUUGGGAAAAUCACAUCCAUACAAUCCUCUCUGGGCACAACUUGGUGAUCUGUACGGAGCAAUUGGUUCUCCAGUGAGGCUCGCCAGGACUGUAGUGAUCGGAAAGCGUAAGGAAUUAGUUCAACGCCUACUUUAUGUCCUUAGUUACUUUAUAAGGUGCUCAGAUCUUCAAGAGAACCAGCUAAUGCGCAAGGGGAAACUACCAGAAGAUGAGAACUUGCAAACGGGAACCAAGAUCUCCACUGCAUUGGAGAAGGGAGAAGUGGAAGAAUCUGAAUAUGUAGUGGUCACUGUUCAUAAAGAUGACCUUGCUUUCGUGACUCCACCAACAAAUGUUAGGAAAGGAAACAUCAUCGUUAUAGACAAACCAACGCAAGUAGAUUUCAAAUCCAAGACAGACAGCAGCAGAAAGACUGAAUCAGAUGGCUGUGAGAAGUGGACUUCUGGACAGUGCAGUGAAUCUUCCUCUGUUUUGAAUGGUGCCAAAUUUGAUGCUGCUAACACUUGCAGAAAAGUCACAGUGUUUGUUCAGGAGAACAAAAGAGAGGCAGUGACGACUGUGAAAGAGGCCGCAUUGGGUAACGCAGAGAUACAAAUGCUUGUCCAUGAGGCAGUCAGGUUAACUGAAGGAUCUUCUCAUUCUGCAUCACCUACUACAACUAGUCCUCCAGUGAAAAGGUCUCCAGCUUCCAGUGUUACGUCUGGAAUGAAGUGUCCAGACAGGCUUCGCCAAAGGAGCCCACACCUGCAGGACAGAGUACUGUUUCAGAUUGGGUCUUCAUUAUCACCUGAUUCAGAUAUUGAGAUUAGAAGGAAGGAAAUGGAAGAAAAACUAGAACGUUUCAGGGACCACCAAGGUGGAAAAAAUGACAACAAUAGUCAAAUGCAGAAAGGCAUUGACUUCCCAGAAACAGAUGGAGUAGAUCAACCUGCUGAGGAGCAACCAGAGCUAACUGAGGUUGUAGGCAGAGUGCAGGUAAAGCAGAAACAUUGUUAUGCAAGAAUCCCUUCCUGCGAAGGAAGCACAAAUAUCUUUGAAUAUUUCACUGAGGACAAUGGCAUUGAAGCAAACACAGUGGAUGAACUAACUAAGCAGGUUGCUAGCAUCACCAUUCCAAAGGAAACACUCAAAACGUCUGGAUCCUCAAGAGAAGAAAACCGCUCAGAGAAUACUGAAACAAUAAGGACUUUGUGCUGUGACAUUAUGGAAAUACCACCUCCUGAAUCAGUUGACACUAGUUCUGGCAAUCAGGAUUAUGGGGACAGAGCCUCCGAUGCCAUCCCCUGUAAGGAGGAUGAGGAUUCUGGGAAGAAAGUUACCUUAAGGUUAGAUGGUGAUAUUCCCAGGAAUGAAAGUUCUGACAGUGCUCUUGGAGAUAGUGAUGAUGAAGAUGUGACCCAUGAUUCGCCUGUUCAUGGACCUGAGUUUUUGAAUGAGAGACAAGAUGUCAUGGAGGAGUUUGAACUUCCAACACCAAGCAUCAAAAUGAGCAGCAGGCCAAGUAUCAAUAAUUUUGGAAAAUCUUUGUUUGGCGGAUAUUGUUCUCAGUAUGUCCCAGACUUGGUCUUACAUGGAACUAGCUCUGAUGAGAAGCUGAAACAGUGUCUAAUGGCAGAUUUAGCUCAUGCUGUGCAAAACCCUGUUUUAGAUGAGCCCAUUGCAGAAUCUGUCUGUAUUAUUGCAGACACAGAUAAGUGGUCAGUCCAAGUGGCUACAAGCCAGAGGAAAGUAAUGGACAACAAACUGGGCAAAGAGGUAUUGGUCUCUAACCUUGUGUCCUCCCUGCUCCAGUCCAUUCUUCAACUCUACAAACUACAACUCCCACCUGAUUAUUGUGUAAUCCAUCUUGAGGAUAGACUUCAAGAGCUUUAUUUUAAAAGCAAGAUGCUGUCAGAAUACCUGAAAGGCCACACUAGAGUGCAUGUAAAAGAACUGGGAGUAGUGCUGGGGAUUGAAUCAAAUGACUUGCCUCUGUUGGCUGCUGUGGCAAGUACUCAUUCUCCAUAUGUUGCCCAGAUACUCUUAUAAGCUAAAACCUCAGAACAGCCUUUGUCCAGAAAGGAUUUUUUAAAAAAUCAAACUGAGAGCAUUGGAUGGCACGGAGUUGGAAAACUUAAUUAUACACAUUAACAAGUAUUACGCAGAAUGAUGACCAGCUAUGUUGUGCGUUCAGUAAUCUUCUACAUGAAUGGUUACCUACAAACUGCAACUGUUUCAUCAUCUUUCAGAAAAUUUCUGGGAUACAUGUCCAUCCAUCAGUGAAAAAUUUUAACGACGAGUGCUUCAGGUUUGUUUUUUUAACAGAACUUAAAUGAGAUCUGCUAAACUCACUAAACACUAAAUAUGAUUGCAACAAAAGCACGUAUUUCAUACGAGGCAGACUCUUUAAGAACUGACCAGGCUCUCAUGCCAUCUUGAAUGCUUCUGUGGUGUUUUGACUUUGAGUCACUUCAGCAGUUGCCUUAACUGGUACAUAGUUGAGUAUUAGAAAAAUUAUACAUAGCAUUCCUAUUCAGAAGAAUUUGAAAUUACAUCUAUUGAUUUUACAUUUCUGAAUCGCUAGGAUACUGUACAAUCCUGCAAAAAAGCACAGCAAAAAAACUAUCAGAUUUAGCAGUUUACUUUAUACAAAUGGUUUGACAUGAGUUUUUUGUGAGUUUAGUUGUCUAUCCAAGUAAAGGGACAAAGGCAGAAUCAUAUUUUUUAAAAACUUUUACGGGGUAUCUUCUUUAAAUGAGCGCUGUUUACAAUGGUUUCUCAACUUAUGCAAGUUUCUGUUAAGCAACAUAUAUGGAAUAUUGGGGUUAAUCUUGUGACAUCAGCUUUUUACAAAAUGUAACACUGCCAUUUCGCAAUUAAUGAAUAAGGUUAUUAGGUGUCACCAACGCAGUCAUGCUGAAUAAUCUCCAGACUGACUUUAGUGGAGAAUUCUGAGAUGUUGAAUGACAAAAAUAAUGAAAAUUGGGGUGGGGAGGAGCAAGACCUGUAUUCUUGUGUAAAUGAGUGCGGUACAAUCUCAGCUGGUAAGAAUCACAUAGAGGCUGCUUUAUCAGAAAUCUAUCUAGUGGCGCAAGAGCAUUUCAAAAACCAACUGGGGGAAUGUUCCAAUUAAAAGCUACAAAUAAUUUGUUCGAUGACUAUCCCAGAAUAUGCUAAUACUUUAUGGAGUGGAUGGGACAGGAAAGGUUCAAUAGUAUACUCAAGCCAAUAGUGUUCCCUGUGGAACUGGAUAGUCAGCUCAUUGAUAAGUCACCUUUGUGAAAUAAUGCACAGAAAAUCAUGAAAAUGAUCUUUCUGCCAUUAAUUUUAGCACAAUAGGCUAGAGUUCCCUAUCUUGUACAUAUGUUGACUUUGUUCAUAAAAUUAUCAACUGGAGAAAUAUCACUGUCCUCCCUCUCCCUUAAUCCAGCCUUCACUAAUAGAACAAUCAUCUCUUAAGGGUUAUAUAUUUUACAUAAAAUGACAGGUAUAUUUUCACUCUUCUGAUUAUUUUAGUUCUGAAAAGGCUGUGGGCAGGGCUUCUGUUGAUACAAAACUUUAAUUUAAGCUUAUAGUUGAUUGCCACAUAAAGAGAGGGGGUCAUAUUUUAUGCUGAGAAUUAUGAAGUGGGAAAAGUUGUGAAAUUCACUAUGAACAUUUGUCUGAAGUUGAUGCUCAUCUUGCUGUUAGGUAUUUUGGUAUUUUCAUUGUGUGUAUGAGCUAAUGCUGUACUUCAGUUUUUCUUAGGGGUUACUUUUUUGGGAGCCUCUGGAACCAGAAAUGUAGCAAGUUUUAAACCUAAAUUUAACAUUCCAAUAAAUAAAUACUAUAUCUGAGCAUGAGAAUAUUUCUAAUAUAAAGUAAAUAGAUUGUUAAUUGUUUGGGAGAAAGUGGAGACUUGAUUGUUUAGGUUUUGUCCUUUAAACUUUAAAAUUAUUUAAAAACUAGAAAUGUUGGGUGUGCCACUUUGUGGGCAGCAUACCAUUUGAUUUUCUUGCCUCAAGCAAUUAUAGAUUACUGAUAAUACGGCUCGACUUCUAACAUUUCUUAAAACCUAGCAAACAUAAAUUGACUUAUUUUAAUAUUCCAUCUCAUUAAGUUUUUAAUUUAAUCCAAAUACCUAACUCCAUGGAACCUCUGCUUCAGCAGAUACAGAAACUGUUAUAAGCUAAAUUGGGUCUGGAUAUUUGCAUCACUCAUUUGUUACACAAUAAUUACUUAUAUGCAUCAAGACAGUGAGGAAUAUGUUAUCCAACAUGCAUAACCAUGCUCCAUAGUUUGAAUAUUGCCCUUGAUCCUACCUUUGUUACUUGUGCAAGCAGGCCCACUCCUAUUUGGAAAACCCACCUUAGCUGCAAUGGAAAAUGAAACGCAUGGAUCAUGUCAACCCUAAAUAGGACAUACCACUGCACAGUAUGAAGCCAGGGUGAGGUUUCAGCUGCCUAACUCAAAGAUUAAGAUCAGGAUUUGGCUGCUAGAUGGAAUUGACGUUGGUUGCUGCUUAAGUUCGAUGACCAGUAACCCCAUACUUUGAUUCCUUGUUGUUUAGUGGCUGGACUCAGAUGAAAAGCAUUUUGUCUGCAUUGAGUCAUGGAACUAAAUCUCGUCACUAUACCAUUCACUGCUCCAGUACAUUCUGUUUUGAAAUGCAGUAGCCAAUGUAUUUGAUUUUUUCCUAUUAUAGAUCUUAAUAUGAUCAUCCCCUUUCUGUAAAGGCAGCUCACAAACCUAUUGGGAGUAUUAAAGCAGCUUUGACUAAAGCUCUCUUAUUUUCCUAAUUGUGCGCUUAAAGGAGUUUAAAGGCUGAAUUAGUCACAUUUUGUGACAGUGCAUUAUGUAAUUGCUGUUAUUAGAAUUCAGAAGUGUAAAGCAAAUUUAAAAUAUUGUUUCAUUUCAAAUAUGAACAGAGAUACUCCUGAGUUGCUGACAUACCCAAUACUUCAGGUAAGCUAUAGUUCAGUUAGUUGCAGCUGCACACUUGAGCUACAGUUGAUCUAAUCACUCGCUGAAAGAGAUCUGAUAUGUUGCCUCACCAUCUUUUGCAGUAGAUCAUGGCAAGUGUGGAAUUUGACUGGAAGUAUCAAAAUUGAUCUAGAAUGUUCUGACAUUGCCAAAAUAUUUCUUUUGAAGCGUUCAUCUUGAUUUAUUGGGCUGCUUUAUUUGCUGGAACACUGUAUUUUGCAGUUUCUUCAAUGUCCUCUAUGCCAUCAUCUAAGUGCCAGGCUGAGCGGCUUAGACGACCAUGGCCUUUGAAACUUUCCAAUCAUAGAACAGUGGAUGAUCUUGUCGGAGUUCUGGUUAAGCCAGUCUUUAAUGUUGUUUAACUGCAACCUUAGCUGUUGACCUCUUGCUCUUCCAUUAACCUUUCCUGUGGUGUUUAGGCACUCCAACCCUUCUGCACAGAUAGCGUGUCUGAAGAACUCCAUUUGUCAUCUUUUAUUAUUUAAGAAUUCUCUUGUUCUUCUGGCCUCACGCAAUAUUUCUUUAUUAGUUCUCCUCCACUCCCCCCUCAGCUUACCCUUAGGAUCCUUCUUAAGCACCACAUUUCAAAGCUCUGUAGAUUUUCUUUUCUUCAUCAUUUCCGAUGCUCCAAUUUUCACAUCCAUAAUUCAUUACUGACCAGAUAUAACAUUUUAGUACAUAGAUUCUUGUUUCAAGAUCCGAGCUGACAUUUCUUAGAAUGUUGCUUAAUUUUGUAAAAACACUUUUGGCUUUUCCAAUCAUUCUUUGGAUUUCAAGUAUUGCCUUUCAGUUGUGUAAGCCCAUAUCUACCUAUUCCUUUUAUGACUGUAUAGAUUAAUUUUUGCAAGCCUUCAUUUGUUGCUAUAAGUACAGUGUCAUUAGUAUAGUGGAUGUUGAUGACCCUCCAUCCCUUCAAUUCCUCAGAACACAUUUACUGUGUAGGGAAUCCGGUAGAGAACGUAGCUUUGUCUAGCGCCUCUUGAUUGCUUUCCAAUCACUCAGCUCAUUUUCAUACCUGUUCAUUGCUAUUUGAUUCCAGUAAGUAUUCCUGAUGAAUCGAAGAUCUUUCCCAUUGAUGUCUUCCAGCGUGAGUUGAUUAUAUUUGAUUUUCAAAUGCUUUAGUAUAAUCAAUAAAACACAGAGGUCAUUUUGCCUUUCUGUCAAGGCUUUUAAAAGAGCUUUUAAAAGUAUUUCGUGUUCCUUUAUUUACAAAUCCACACUGUCUGAAAUCUGAUUUAAUUUUCUCACUAGCUCUAGCCUUUAGGAUUCUGAGGAUGAUCUUUACUACAUGACUCAUUAGGUUGAUUGUUCAAUGUCUCUUGCAUUCUAUUGCACCAGGUUUCUUUGGAUAAGUGAUAAAAACUGACUUAGAUCUUUAGGGAUAAUGCCAGUGUUGUAGAUCUUGUUGGCGAUAAUAGUCGAUUUUUCAGUUCCUAGCUCUUCCGUUGCUUCAAUAAUCUUUUUUUUCUUUCUUCUGGCCUCAGUGCUUUCCCUUUCAUCUUCUUCAGUGCAAGUCCCACUUCUUGCAAAAUUUCUGGGCCUGUUGUAAUUUUUGAUUGAUGGUUGAGGUCCUCUGUCAUCGUCAUACAGUUCUUCUAUGUAUCCACUUCAUUUUUCCCUGAUUUUUUUCAUUUCCAUUAGAAUUGAACCAUCCUUCACUUUCAAACAUCCAGUGGAACUGCAAACUUUUCUUUCCCAAACUUUCAUUUAACAACUUGGUGAAUUUCCUUAGGAUGCAAUAUUUUCAGUGACAAACACAUUUCAAUUGAGACUUCCAGUCAUUUUUCUUUUUCUUCAGUUCACUCCUGUUUUAUUUCUUGGUUCAGUCUAUUACGUUCUAAUUCUGACCAUUUCACUUUUCUUUUCUCCCAUCAACUCCAUGAUUAUUUCUGUCAUCCAUUUUUACUUGAAAUGAUUUGCUUUUGUCAGAACCUGAACUUUCGUACUUUCUAUUAAGACCUCCUUGAACAUGUUAAAACUCCACUUCUCUGUUCAUUGCUGCUUCCACCUACAUCUGUAAAGCAGUUCUUUAUCUCUACUCAGAAUUCUUCUUUAAUGACAGGGUCUUUCAGUCAUUCAAAAUCCAGUGCCUUUGGCUUUCCUUUUACUUCACUAGGAAUUUUCAAUUUGACGUUCAUUAUGGUAGCCUGUGGCACAUGAUCACUGUUAUAGUCUGCUCCAGGUUAUGAUUUUGACUGUUUAAUGGAGUUUCUGAAAGGUCCAUUUAUUGUAAUAAAGUCGAUUUGAUUUCUUAUUUGGUCGCCUGGACUUUUCCAUGUUCAGCUUUGCUUGGGGUGAUGCGUAAACCAGGUGCUUUGGUGCUGUCAAAACAAUCUGCUUUUUACAAUCGACCCACAUGUCAACUCAGUUGUCUGAGACCAUCUGGCCCAAUAAUAUCUUGUGCACAAGAAUUUCUUACCUUUGCAUUGAGAGCUCCCAUGUCAAUGAUAACUUGAGAACUACAUUGUUUUCUUGCUUGAUCUAGUUCAUAGAAAACUUCAAGGUCCUCAACAAACACACUUUGGGUUGGGUAUAUACUUAUAUAAUGCUCAAGUUGGAAGGUGUACCUGCUGUUCUGACACUGAGAAUUCUCAUGGAAAUAGCCCACCCUCUUAAAAGAGGCUUGCAUUGUUUUUGAUCAAGAGCCACUGCGGCUCCUUUUUCAUGAUUCACUCCACCUGAGUGGAUAAUGACUUCAUCUUUGUGUUGGUACUUCCCAGCUCCUGUCCACCUUGCUUCAUAGAACAAGAAUACUGACUGACAAUCUGUGUAUCUUUUGAAUGAUUUUCUGCUUCCCCUGCUUGGAGAUAAUGUUCUAACGUUCCAAACAGCAAUUCUUUUGGUGUCUGUUUUUCUUUUCUUAUACUUGCUCUUAGAGCCUGUUGAGGGUGUGCAGUAGCAUCAUAAUAGUCAUGAUGGGAUCCACCUGCAAUUCAUGGAUGUCCAUAUCGAAUAGGUGUUGACACAAGUGGAGCCAUUCAUGCUGUUGUCUUGGUAAAAACUGUUUGUAUUGACCAUAUUUGGCUAGGGAAAAGGGAAGCAUGAUGUGGUUUCAAGUUGCCUUCUUCACUUGUGUUUGAAGGGAAUAGAAAUUUUCUUCCAAGAGGAUUCUGCACCUGGCAGCAGCCAGCCAUUGUCCUCUGAGGUUGUGGCCCCUCUGCCCCUACUGUUAAUGAUCACUCAUAAACCUGAGCACAGGACCCUUCCAGGUACUAUUAGCCGGGCCAGCUGAACAUGGGUUUUGCAAAAGGGCAAGGUCAACCACAGCUUGGGGGUCAUACCUCUGCUACUCACUAAUAUCCUCUAUGUAUUGAAAGGUUAAUUCAAAACCUAUGCAAAUCAAGCUUCAGAGGUUUUUCUCAUUACUUGGAGGGUUAAAUAUUGUAGGGGUAAAUGGCACUAAUUCAUUAAGUUCUAAAUUUGUAUUAAUGUUUAAUUAACCCCAGUUUUUAUUUGAGGUACCAAUCCACCUUGGCCAUUAGCUGCAUAAAUCCACUGUUGUAUCAUUUGAUGCAGAAUGUCAACCAUUGAGUGGAAUACAUUGUCCUAAAGUAUAAUAUUGGUGUUUUUGAAGUAAACCAUUCAACCUGAAGGUUAGCUUUCAGUUGUCAGUAGCAUUGAGAAAAGAGAGCUGAAGUAGCAAGUGUACUUGCUCAAUGAUUACACUUGUGUACCAGUGCCUUGAUUGUCCCUUUUAAAAAUAUGCUGUAGUUGGAGCAGGUCAUGAUGUUCUCGUUGUUCAGUCAGUCUGUUGAUCUGUAAUCUAAUCUUUUAAGAGUGCAUGUGGUCAUUUUUAAAACUCUUCUGUGUAACCUGUCUCGGUAAGAACAACUUGAGCAACUUAUUUUGUUUUCUUGCUUAUCCACCUAGAUUAUUGCCAGAUCCAGGAAGAGUACUGUUGUACUAUGUUGAUUUUUGCUUGCACCUUAAAAUUAUUGCUUUCUCAUUCACUCUUCUGCAUCCUUUGAGUGAAAGUGAAACAAAUGCUGCAGUUUAAUUCUGUAGUAACUCAGUUUAUUAAGUUCUUGUACCUGGCAUUUAGCACAUUUACUGGGUUUUUCUACACGUUGUUAAAGCGUAGUCUCGUACAUAAAUUUUUAAAUGUGGAAAAAUUGAGAACUAAAGAUUCUCAAAGUUUAUUAUUUUCAAUAAUAGAAAACUCUGAAGUAAGUUUAUAUUUUAAGUGGGAAUUUAAACUUGGCAAAUUCUGAGAACUGUUGCUUGUUAAAACUACCUCAGUUGACUGACAGGAAUUCAAACCUCGAGUUUGUUUAUGUUUCUAAUGUCUUAGCUGUCUAAAUUUGUCCUUCUGUAUUUUUGAAUUUUGCUAUAAAAACAAAUUCCUAAAUUGAUAAAUAGCAUGUUAAUGAAAAGCAAGUUUUAAUUAUGCUCGGCAUAAUUACUUUAUGUAAGUAGCUUUCCUGUUGUAAUACCUAAUAAAGUUGUUGUAAAAUGAACUUUGAAAACACUUCUGCAUGAGAAAUAGUUCUAGAACGUGACUCUAGAAUAAUAGAUCUAGCUGACACAGGUAUCUUUUAUUUGUCAUUAUUGUCCAUUUCAGUGUUAAUAUUAAACUACCUUUACUCACACCAUCUCCUUCGGACACUUGAAUUGUGUACAUAAAUCCAAGCCUGUUGGUUUGCAGUUUGUUCUGGAAGCCACAUGAUGUAUGAAACACUCAGCAUGCAUGCCAUGAUGCCAUUUUGUGGUACAUAAAAUUUUUGAUCUUUGACUUCGGUGUUUUAGCACUGUCAGAAUCAUAAUUUUAUUAAACAGGAGUUAAACUUGUCUAAUUUGCUCAGAAAUAGCUUUUUAAAUUUCCUGACAAAUUAUUUUAAGUAGCAACUUUGCAGUAUAGAAAAUUUGAGGCAGAGUCCUGAGCUAUGGGCUUCUGUGUAUUUUUAAGAAAAGGAAGUAAUUACAAAAUCUGUUCCACAGAAUUGGAGGUUUCCAAGUAAAAUGCAAUGGACUUUGCAAGUGCAGCGAACUUUAUAUUACGCGCUACAUUGUCAUUGUUAUCUAUUCAGUUCAGUGGUGCUAGGAUUGAAUAGAAUGUCAGAAAGAGUAGUUGUGCAGAUAUUUUCAUGUAAAUAUUCAGUGUAUUAUUUCUGAUCUUUUAUGUGCAAUAAACUAUUGGAUUAUA
Molecule: messenger RNA, 11551 nt
Organism: Carcharodon carcharias (great white shark)
Lineage: Eukaryota; Metazoa; Chordata; Chondrichthyes; Lamniformes; Lamnidae
Product: folliculin-interacting protein 2-like
Exons: 17
Coding region: 85-3495 (1136 amino acids)
Cellular component (GO): cytoplasm
Molecular function (GO): protein-folding chaperone binding; ATPase inhibitor activity
Source: RefSeq, a predicted model, not a curated record